This is a messenger RNA of Antechinus flavipes (yellow-footed antechinus), 3267 nucleotides long. RefSeq names its product adhesion G protein-coupled receptor G7 (gene ADGRG7). The transcript has 16 exons. Gene Ontology annotation, cellular component: membrane. Bases 298 to 2649 code for a protein of 783 amino acids. The record is from RefSeq and is a predicted model, not a curated record. Gene Ontology annotation, biological process: G protein-coupled receptor signaling pathway; cell surface receptor signaling pathway. Gene Ontology annotation, molecular function: G protein-coupled receptor activity. NCBI's taxonomy places the organism in Eukaryota, Metazoa, Chordata, Mammalia, Dasyuromorphia, Dasyuridae.
UCAGUUAGGGUGUGAGAAACUGAAAUCAGUUCAGUUCUUCUUAGCUCUUGUAUUCUGAUUAAACUUGAGGAUAUUGGUAAAAUGAGGAUCCCAGAUUGUUUAUAAGAGGCAGCAUAAAUAUACUACUGAAGAGGAUUCCAGGGAAGCUUGCUCACCCCUUACUUAUACCUUUUAGUCUUUGUAUUUUAGAAAGGAAUUUGCAAGGUUUAAACUCUCUGCUUAAGAGGAAAAGUAAGUAGUGAAUCAGAUAGUAUUUUGGAAAAAAAAAAAAAACACCCCAGGUUCUCUGACUUCAAGAUGUCUUCUCCUCGGACCUGCAACCUUAGACUACUGGUGGGAAUGAUUUGUAUGUUCAUAACCACAAUUCUUCUUGGGCUGUGCAUUUGGGUGUUCGUGACCAUCAUGAAAACAGAAACUUCACUCACACCUUCUUUUAAUUUCUGCAAGAAUGGGGGCACCUGGAGGAAGGAUGGAUGCUUUUGUCCAGAACAAUGGACAGGACUGAGGUGUACUAUAGUUAAUUUCUGUAACAAAAGCUCCUUUGGCCAAUUCAGUUUCGACAUUAUCGUAGUACACAAAUUUGGACCUUCCAUAGAGAAAUGUGGAAAGGACACCCCAAAUGCGGGCUUGCCAAAGGCAAGUAGGUAUUGCAACAAGACCAUUUAUGGUGACAUAAUCUUAGGAAAUGUCUCAGAAGUGAACUGUAACCAAAGCCUGGAGACACUGGCAGCUCAGGUAGAAAAUAUCCCAGAACAAUCUCUUAACAUUUCUAUGGAAGUCCAGCUUUUAACCUCCGAUACAAACAAGCUGACCGCUGAGAAUGUCUCAUCUGCUAUCACUGUGGUGCAGCAGAUUUUCAACCAGUCCAGAAAUGCAACAGAUGAGGCAAAGAAAAUUGCAGUAACCACAGUAAGCCAACUUCUAGAUGCCAAAGAAGCUAUUUUUGAAAAUUCUAGCAGCUUUGUAAACCUCACUAAAGAAUUGGAGACUUAUUCCUCGUCUUUGAUGAAUAAAUCUAUAGUCCAGCCCAACAUUGCCCUUCAAUCUGUUGACCUCCCCACAGAAAAUACUUCACAGCCUGUAGCUGUUCUUUUUUCUGUUCAAAGAGGAACUAAUAACAUUCUGGAUUCAAAACAAAUACAAACAGAUAUAAAUAAGACGCUACAACUAGAGGACCAAAUGGAGUUGCAGGUCCUAAUCAAUACCAUACAAGACACCCAUAAGAAACUUGGCUUUGUUCUGUAUCAAAAUAAUAAAUUUUUCCAGUCAAAAACCUUCACCAGCACAACAAAUUUUAGUCAAAGAAUUAUUGCAGGCCGAGUUGCUGAUGCUAAUGAUCCAGAGGCAAAGAAUACUUCUGUUGAAAUAAUCUUUAAACCAAGGUACAAUGAGUCUCAAUUCUUGCUGAAUACAUAUGCCUGUGUCUUUUGGAACUUUGAAAAAGAUAACUGGGACACUUUUGGGUGUAAAAAGAAACCCAUCAAUAACUCUCAAUUCGUUGGAUGCCAAUGCAACCACACCACUAAUUUUGCUGUAUUAUUGAAUUUUAAAAGAAAAUAUAAUUAUCCUGACUCUCUCAAUAAGAUAACUAAAUUUGGUUGUGGAUUAUCCAUUGCUGGUUUGGCUCUUACAAUUAUAUUUCAGAUUACUACCAGGAAGCUAAGAAAGACUUCAAUUACUUGGGUGUUCGUGAGUUUCUGCACAUCAAUGCUGAUUUUCAACAUCCUCUUCCUCCUCGGAAUAGAAAACUCUAAUAAAAAUGAAAAUAAGACUGUGCAACAUAAAGAUGACAAUGUUUUGUUUUUACGUGAUAUUACUUCUCCAAAAAAUCAUAAAUGCACAGUGAUGGCUGUCUUACUGCAUUAUUUUCUGCUAGUGACAUUUACUUGGACAGGACUCAAUGCUGUACAACUCUACUUUCUUCUGCUCAGAGCCAUGAGGCCUCUCCCUCAACAUUUUACUCUCUUUCUAUCUCUAAUUGGAUGGGGAGUACCUGCUAUAAUAGUGUCUUUAACAGUGGGAAUUAUUUACCCACUUAAAGGGGAGUUUGGAUACCGACGAGAGGAAAUAUGUUGGCUUGCAAUCCCAGACAGCUAUGUAGAGAGUCCAUUGUUGUGGUCACUCAUUUUACCUGUGCUUAUCAUUUUGAUCACCAAUAUUGUAAUUUUUGUUAUCAUCUCAGUCAAAGUUCUGUGGAGAAGAAAUGAGAACUUGACCAGCACAAAAAGGAGCUCAUUCACAAGGAAGAUUCUUAGCACAUUAUCCAUUGUUGUAGUUUUGGGGCUUACUUGGAUUCUGGGUUACCUAACGCUAAUAAUGGAUGAUGAUAUAAAAAUCAUCUUCAACUACUUAUUCUGCAUUUUCAACUCAACACAGGGAUUGCAAAUUUUCAUCUUCUACACUGUAAAAACAAAGGUCUUCCAGAAUAAAGUUUCUGAUAUAUUCAAGUCAAUAUCAUCUACCACUGGGAAGAUGAAAAUGCCUUCUAUGAAGUCAAUUUCCCUACAUGCACAGGUGUAUGAAAUGAUAAGGUCCUUUCCAAGCAGAAUCGAGCACUUCAGGCUGUUUGAUCCAUCUCCAACUUCUGAGAAGACAAUCAUUUCUGAAAGUAACCAAAGUAAUUCAUGCCACGAAACUGUAAUAGUAUAACUUUGGUAACCUAUUUUUGAUAUAUCAGAUAUGAAUUUUAAAUGAUUUCUCCCCUUUCUCUUAAUACUUAACUUUACUAGGCUUUUUCUUCAAUAUUCUUUUAUUGUAGGUAAAAAUAAAUAGAUAGAGCCUUUCAUACUGAGCCAUAAGUAGAAUUUUUCAUGCCCAGGUCAAGCUUCAUACACAUAAAAUGGGCUUCGGACGCGGAGUGUGAAAAUGCCUGAAAAUCAACUUUUAAAGACAAAUUCAGCUCAGAGGAGGGGCAGAGAAGGGGGGAAAGCCUCCACCACAUAUGGUAACUCCCUACUUUAGUUAAUUAUUCUUGUGAAUCAAGGCUACCUCUGUUAUUCCGUGGUGCUGAAGUACCAUCAGAAUCUUAGGGCUUUCCAAAGACUGAACAACCUAGGAUUAAAGAUUUAUAAUACGUGCCACAUCAUAUAAGCUAAAAGUCAAUUGUGAUUAAAAAUAAAAAUAAUUACCUUCUAUUGUUUAAUGGAUGCCAUUCUUUACUUUUAGAACAACAAAAAAGAUGCUGCUUAGUUCUAUUACUGAUGUUAUGUACAUACUUAACUUUGGUUUUAUUUACAUUUUAUUCCCAAUAAAAUGUUUUAUACCAGG